CUCAACUUUAUCCAAACACAAAACAACACUAUCUACUUCUAUUACACAAGCUCGCUAUACUUACUGAUCGAUCACUGCUGAGUGUUUUUCAGUAAGCUGCCUCUUAUUCAUUACUCCAACAAACACAGAGAGAGAGAGAAAGUUCUACUUCAAAAUCAUAUCUCACCUGCAUAAAUGGAUGUUUUCUCUCCUUAUAAUUCCCCAGACUCCGAGAGUAGUAGCUAUGGUCGCGGUCUGAACUUUUCCGACGAGGAGCUUCUGUUGGCUUCCAGGAAUCCGAAGAAACGUGCCGGCAGGAAGAAGUUCAAGGAAACCAGGCACCCAGUGUACCGGGGUGUCAGGAGAAGGAACUCCGGCAAGUGGGUAUGCGAGGUGCGCCAGCCCAACAAGAAGUCCAGGAUAUGGCUGGGGACGUUCCCCACUGCCGACAUGGCGGCGCGCGCUCACGAUGUCGCAGCAAUAGCGAUGCGUGGUCGGUCUGCUUGCCUUAAUUUCGCAGACUCGGUGAGGAGGCUGCCGGUGCCGGCGUCCGGGGAUGUGAAGGACAUUCAGAGGACUGCUGCAGAGGCGGCGGAGUUGUUUCGACCAGCAGAGUCGUUGGACGGAUCAACAUCGCAGGCGGAUGAAGACAAGAGGGAGUGGCCCAAGAGUAUUUUGUUUGUGGAUGAAGAGGCGGAGUGCGGGAUGACAGUGUGGAGGCUGGUGGCAGAUAUGGCAGAGGGGAUGCUUUUGCCUCCACCCUUUUGUGCGGGAAAUGAUUUUUAUAUUAAUGACGUGGAAGAUUCAGCUGACGUGUCAUUAUGGAGUUACUCCAUUUAGUUGUUUCUGUUUUUAUAGUACCAUAAUUUUUAAUAGAAGUAUAUAUUUUUAAUAUUAUGCGGUGUACAUUUGAGUGUAUAACGUUCGAAAAUAGAAUGGAUACUUAAGAUGAGACCAUUAAUCGGCACUUUAUAUAUAUAUAUAUAUAUAUAUAUAUAUAUAUAUUAUAGAGUGCUGAUAAUAGUUGUGUUCUAGAGAGGGGGGAUUGGUGCAAAAAUGCACAAUCAUGAAAUGCAUUAGAGUAUGCGUGUAAACUCUAUAUGCUGUAUGUAACCAAGUAGCAAUGUUAUGUCAUUAACAUUUAUACAUCUCUCUCUCUCUCUCUCUUCUUAAAUUUAAGAGUUUUGACAAGAAUAUUCGUAAUAAAAAUUCUAUGCAUAAACUACUAUUCACUUUCA
Messenger RNA from Juglans regia (Persian walnut), 1217 nucleotides. Its product is annotated as dehydration-responsive element-binding protein 1D-like. Gene Ontology annotation, biological process: regulation of DNA-templated transcription. Gene Ontology annotation, molecular function: DNA-binding transcription factor activity; DNA binding. NCBI's taxonomy places the organism in Eukaryota, Viridiplantae, Streptophyta, Magnoliopsida, Fagales, Juglandaceae. The transcript has a single exon. The coding region runs from base 175 to 819 and encodes 214 amino acids. The record is from RefSeq and is a predicted model, not a curated record.